UAAACGUGUUUCGUCGUGCCGUGCAAAAAAACAUAACACGCGCCCAACUCCAGCAGCUUGUUAACGCCAGCAAAAAUACACUUGGUCGGCCACCACGCGGCGAAAGACUGUGUAUGCUUUGGCUACACCACAGCAGUCGGUGCUUCAAACUUUGCCUUUCACAAACAACAUUAUUUUCAUCGUGCGUAUCGACGUUAGUAAUAAUUCGGACGAAAUUCAAUUUCUUACACUACCGAAACUGCCGUAAGAAUCUGCAAUUACAAUUACUAACCACACAGAGAUACCAACAAGCACAGCUCAGUAUGUCUACCCAAGUCAAAUAUUUGGAGUCACCCGACAAGUCGGAAAUGGACAAAAAACUCUACAAGACACUGCUCUUGCCAAAUGGCUUGCAUGCUCUGAUCAUCUCGGAUCCAAGUCCGAUUCCACAUGAUGGCUUUACCACAUCAGAGUCGUCAAUUUGCGAGGGCGAGAUUGGCGAGGAGACAUCUGCGGAGACUGAGAGCACGCCUGACUCCAGCGACGACACAACAUCAUCAUCCUCGUCGGGAAGCAGUCAGCAUGACUCCGACUCGGACAGCGAGGAGGGCGACGAGAAGCUGGCAGCCUGUGCCGUGCUCAUGGAUUACGGCUCGUUUGCGGAGCCACGUGAUUAUCAGGGACUGGCGCAUUUUCUGGAGCACAUGAUAUUCAUGGGAUCGGAAAAGUAUCCGGAGGAAAACAUAUUUGAUGCGCACAUCACUAAAUGUGGCGGAUUCGCCAAUGCCCUCACCGAUAGCGAGGAUACAGUGUUUUAUUUUGAGGUGGCUGAGAAGCAUCUCGAUUCGAGUCUCGAUUAUUUCACGGCUCUGAUGAAGCAUCCUCUAAUGAAACAGGAGGCAAUGCAACGCGAACGCUGCUCGGUGGACUCAGAAUUCCAGCAGAUCGUCCAGGAGGAUGAGUUGCGUCGUGACCAGCUGCUGGCCAGCCUGGCAUCCGAGGGUUUUCCCCACGGCACCUUCUCCUGGGGCAAUCUGAAAACUUUAAAGGAUAAUGUCGAUGAUCAAGUGAUGUACAAACUGUUGCACAAGAUCCGUCGCGAACAUUAUACCUCCAAUCGCAUGUAUUUGUGCAUGCAGGCUCGUCUACCCAUCGAUGAGCUGGAAGCGCUCGUUUUGCGCCACUUUACCGAUAUACCAGCCAAUCCCGGCGUACAGGCACCUGAUCUGAGUGGAUUCAAUUACCGCAACGCGUUCCGCGAUGAGUUCCACCAGCAUGCGUUCUUCGUAAAGCCCGUAGAGAAUGUGUGCAAGCUGGAGCUGACCUGGGUGCUGCCCAAUGUGCGUCAGUAUUAUCGCAGCAAGCCGGAUCAAUUUCUCGCCUAUAUUAUCGGCCACGAGGGCGCGGGCAGCCUUUGCGCCUAUCUCCGGCGUCGCCUGUGGGCUCUGGAGCUCGUCGCUGGCAUCGAUAACGAUGGCUUCGAUCUCAAUUCGAUAUAUAGUCUAUUCAAUGUGUGCAUCUAUCUCACCGAUGAGGGUUUCAAGAAUAUUGAUGACGUCCUCGCGGCCACAUUCGGUUAUAUCAAGGUUCUGGCCAAUGCCGAUCCCAAAGCCUUGCGCGUCAUCUUCGAUGAGCAGCAGGGCAUUGAAGCAACCGCAUUCCGCUUCCAGCCACAGCGUCCCGCCAUGGAUAAUGUACAGCAGUUGGUUCAGAAUACCAAAUACUUUCCGCCCAAGGAUAUCCUCACUGGCAAUGAGCUCUAUUUUGAGUACAACGAACCGCAUCUAAAAGAACUAAUUGGCCAUUUGAAUGAGUUCAAGUUCAAUUUGAUGCUGACGGCACGCAAAUACGGAGAUCUGAUAUUCGAUAAGACGGAGAAGUGGUUCGGAACCGAAUACACCAGCACUCCCAUGCCACCUAAGUGGCAACAGCUGUGGAAGGAAACGGAUGCUUCAUCGAUGCCGCACCUCUUUUUGCCUGGGCCCAAUCGCUUUGUCCCCCAAGAUUUUACAAUCUUCUGGCAUGCCGAUGGUAAACCCGAGAUACCCGACGUGCCCAAGAAACUAAUACAAAACGAAACCUGUGAGCUGUGGUUCCGUCCAGACGAUAAAUUCGAUCUGCCCGGGGUUUACAUGUCCUUCUACCUAAUCUCGCCCCUUCAGCGCAAGAGCGCCAAAAAUGAUGCCAUGUGUGCUCUGUACGAGGAGCUAGUCAAGUUCCAUGUUGGCGAGGAACUUUAUCCGGCAACCAAUGCCGGCUUGGACUAUACAUUCGGUGUGAGCGAGAAGGGUAUACUUUUGCAGGUGCACGGCUACAAUGAGAAGCUGCAUCUGAUCAUCGAGACGAUAGCCCAGGCAAUGAUUAACGUCGAGUCCAUGCUCACCGAGGAGAUGCUCGCCACAUUUGUUAAGGAUAAGCGCAAGACAUAUUUCAACACGCUGAUCAAACCGCGUGCUCUUAACAGGGAUGUGCGUCUAUGCGUUGUGGAGCACAUGCGUUUCUUGAUGAUCGACAAGUACAAGAGUUUGAAUGAGAUAACGCUCAAGGAUCUGCAGGAGUUUUCACAUUUAUUCCCGCAGCAUUUGUACGUGCAGGGUUUGAUACAGGGCAACUAUAGGGAGGAGCAGGCGCACAAUGUGAUGAACACGCUGCUGACGCGCCUCGGCUGCCGGCCCAUCAAGGAGCAUAGCUUUGUUGAGGAUCGCACUGUGCAAUUGCCUCAGGGCGCACACUAUAUACGCUGUCAUGCGUUAAACGAACAGGAUACGAAUACGGUGACCACGAAUUACUAUCAAAUUGGGCCAAAUAGUGUGCGGCUGGAGUGCAUUCUGGAUUUGCUGAUGAUGUUCGUAGAAGAGCCGCUGUUCGAUCAGCUGCGCACCAAGGAGCAGUUGGGCUACCAUGUGGGUGCCACAGUGCGUCUGAAUUACAGCAUCAUCGGCUACUCAAUAAUGGUCAAUUCACAAGAGACGAAUACAACCGCUAGCCAUGUGGAGCAACGCAUCGAGGUGUUCCGUGCCAAUAUGUUGACAAUACUUGAGAAUAUGCCACAGGGGGACUACGAUCACACUCGCGAUUCACUCAUCAAGCUAAAGAUGGUCGCCGAUAUGGCCCUCGGAACGGAGUUCCUGCGCAACUGGACCGAGAUUGUCAACGAGAAGUACAUGUUCGAUCGUCGUCGCCAGCAGAUCGAAGUGCUGCGCACUUUGACCGCUCGUGAAAUCAUCGCUUUUCUGCUGGAGAACGAGAUCAGCAAUAUGCGCAAGUUGUCCAUACAGAUCAUUGGCAACAAACCGGAUAAAACAACUUGCUGCAAAUUGGCAGCGAAAUCCAAAGCGAGGGCCAAGCGUUCCGUCGAGAUCAUUGGUGAUGGCGAUGAUGAUGAUGUUGAUGAUAGUGAUGAUGAUGACGAUGACGAUGACAUGGAGGAGGAUGUGGAAAUGGAGACUAGCUCAGAGGAGGAUGAGGAUGAGCUUUUCCAGGCGCUGGCCAACAAAUUGAACGUUACCUUUCUACCCAAAGAGGGCGAUGCAAGCACAAUUACGGACAUUGACGAGUUCAAAGCGAAUCUGGAUCUAUAUCCCAUGGUACCGGACAUUCCCGAUGAUCUCACACCGAGCAACUUCAUCGAGGAUGCGAUGAUGAAAAGUUGAACACUCUUCCAACGACAAGCGACAAACAACAAACCAACACAACCAACACAACCCACAAAACUCACUUAACCACCAAACACAACAAACAACAAAAAAAAAACAAGCAAAAAUCAGCCACAUCAAAAAUGUUCAUAAUAUUUAGUAUUUAGCAUUAAGAACCUUUUGCGCCAGCCAAAAAGGGGCAAGUCUCAUUUCCAAAAUGCAAGCCGCCUUUUUAAGCCAAGCAAAACUCACACACAGACACACACACACACGUACACACACACACACAUACACACACACACACAUACACACACACACAUACACAUACACACACACACACACACACGAGGAGCAGCAAUCAUUUCACAUUGUAAAAGUAAAGAAAUUUGCAUUUCUUUUUUUUCAGCGAAAAUUAUAAGUGACGAUAUUGACAAACCUGUAACUUUGUCAGUUAAUUAAAUAAACACAACUUAUAAAUAAUAAUGCAAA
This is a messenger RNA of Drosophila grimshawi, 4103 nucleotides long. RefSeq names its product nardilysin. Lineage: Eukaryota; Metazoa; Arthropoda; Insecta; Diptera; Drosophilidae. Gene Ontology annotation, molecular function: metalloendopeptidase activity; metal ion binding. The record is from RefSeq and is a predicted model, not a curated record. The transcript is spliced from 6 exons. Bases 114 to 3632 code for a protein of 1172 amino acids. Gene Ontology annotation, biological process: proteolysis.